CGGAGGGGUUAUGCAUUGUGCUCAGUCUGCUGUCAGUACUGCAUCCACUGAGGAGGAGGAGAGGGCCACACAUUAACCCUGAGCUGUAAACGUGCACGGAGAGGGCUAUCAGGACGAAUCUGUGAUCGUUUCUGCAGCGUUUCCUGGACGCUUGUGUUGCUCUUUUGUUGCCAUCAGUCGCCGGGCUGCAGGAGGAAAAACCGGGGAGGACUCGCCUCCUUAAAAGCCCGAUCGCUCGGUGGCGGAAGGGACGUGAUAUGAACCCCUCAUCGGCUUAAACGGCAGUGCAGCUAAAUAGCCCCGUUUUCAGGGGGAGGGGGGAGUUAACGGAGGAUCAAAAGAGGACAUUUAUACCUUUUUAACCUGCAGCUGAAGGCCGAGAAAUAGCCACGGAACCUGUAGCGAUGCCCGGGUUUGAUUACAAGUUUCUGGAAAAGCCAAAGAGACGGUUCCAGUGUCCGCUCUGCAGCAAGGCGAUGCGGGAGCCGGUCCAAGUGUCUACCUGUGGACAUCGGUUCUGUGACACCUGUCUGCAAGAAUUUCUAAGUGAGGGCGUCUUCAAGUGUCCGGAGGACCAGCUGCCGCUGGACUAUGCCAAGAUCUUCCCGGACCCAGAGCUGGAGCAGCAAAUCCUGGCGCUGCCCAUCCGUUGCAUCCACAGUGAGGAGGGCUGCCGCUGGACCGGCCAGAUGAAGCAGCUGCAGGGCCACUUCUCCACCUGCGCCUUCAAUGUGAUACCAUGCCCAAACCGCUGCUCCGUCAAGCUGACGCGCCGCGACUUGCCCGACCACCUGCAGCACGACUGCCCGAAGCGCAAGGUCAAGUGCGAGUUUUGUGGCAGCGAGUUCACCGGUGAAGCCUACGAGAACCACCAGGGCGUGUGUCCUCAGGAGAGUGUUUACUGUGAGAACAAGUGUGGGGCGAGGAUGAUGCGUCGUCUGCUGUCCCAACACGGCCUGUCCGAGUGUCCCAAACGCACGCAGCCCUGCAAGUACUGCGGCAAGGAGUUCGUCUUUGACACAAUCCAGAACCACCAGUUCCACUGCCCUCGGUUUCCUGUCCAGUGCCCAAACCAGUGUGGCACACCCAACAUCGCCCGAGAGGAUCUGGCUAACCAUGUGAAGGACAACUGCGGCAGCGCACUCGUUCUCUGCCCCUUCAAAGACGCCGGCUGCAAACACAGGUGCCCCAAACUGGCUAUCGGCCGUCACCUGGAGGACACCACCAAGUCUCACCUGACUAUGAUGUGUAACCUCGUGGGGCGUCAGCGGCAGGAGAUCCUGGAGCUGCGGAGGGAGAUGGAGGAGCUGUCCGUCAGUCACGACGGCGUUCUCAUCUGGAAGCUCAGCGACUACUCGCGCAAACUUCAGGAGGCCAAACUCCGAAGCAACCACGAGUUCUUCAGCCCGCCCUUCUACACUCACCGCUACGGCUACAAGCUGCAGGUGUCGGCCUUCCUGAAUGGCAACGGCAGCGGCGAGGGCUCCCACCUCUCCGUCUACAUCCGCGUGUUGCCCGGAGAGUACGACAGCCUGCUGGAGUGGCCCUUCUCUUACAAGGUGACUUUCUCCAUCAUGGACCAGAGCGACCCGUCGCUUUCCAAACCCCAGCACAUCACGGAGACAUUCAACCCUGACCCUAACUGGAAGAACUUCCAGAAACCCAGCAGCACCCGCAACUCGCUGGACGAGAGCACCCUAGGCUUCGGCUACCCCAAGUUCAUCUCUCACGAGGAGAUCAAGAAGAGGAACUACGUUCGAGACAACUGCAUCUUUGUCAAGGCUUCUAUAGAGAUUCCCCAGAAGAUAAUGGCUUAAGAUCCCACCUUUGUUUUCUUUUUAUAAAGGAGAAAGAUGGGUUUAGGACUGGAACUGACACUUAACCUUGAAAACUUCUACACACUUACCCUUUAUAUACUUUCUGCCCUUACAGCCUCUCCACCACAGAGCUUGAAUCGAGUCUGUUUGGCUGUGUGAGCUGACUCGGAGGACCUUGAUGUAUCGCAGAGGAGAAAGUGUUUGGUCUGCAGAACCAUCACUCUCGUGUGUUCCUUUUUAUUAAAUUUUUUUUAUCUGUUUGCUGACCUUUAAUCACAGUCUACAACAAAAAGCCUUGGAAAUCAAACAGUGCCUAGAGAGUUUAUCUUAAGUUAUAUUUUUGUUGUUAUUUCCGCAGUACAGAUGUUGAAGAUUAUGGAAAAGAUAUUAAAACAAGUAAGUUGUGAAGGGCUUCGCUAAACCUCUGCACUUAGAGUAGAGAGGAAGUUAGAAGCAUGUUAGAGACGUCCCGUGUGGGUGAUCUAAGGAAGAGGGAGCUCAGCAGACUCAAGCUCAAGCCCAACUGCCUUUUGUUUACAUGCUCAUACAGUAUAUUCCCAUUGAUCCCUUAACAAACACACAGCCCUUGGUAAGAGACUGCUCGAGAGGUUUGUGUACACACAAACAUCAAAUCGAUGUUUUCAAGUGAAAAACAUGCAGCUUCAUUCUUAGUGUUUUAAAGGAAUAUUAAUACAUUUUGGUUGAGUUGAAUGAGAAGAUCAAUACCACUCUCAAUAUUAAGGGUACAGCCAGCAGCCGGUUAGCUUUAGAAUAAAGACUGGAAACAGCUAGCCUGCCUCUGUCCAAAGGUAACAACAUCCACCCACCAGCACCUGUAAAGCUCACUCAGUAACCACUUUAUAUCUUGUUUCUUUAAUCCAUACAAAAAUAAAAUAUUUGGCCAGAGACAUCUGUUUCCUCCUGUUUCUAGUUGUUAUGCUAAGCUAAGCUAACUCGCUGCUACGGAAAUAAAUGUGGUAUCAAUCUUCUAAUCUAACACAGCAAAAAAAGCAAAUAAACGUAUUUCCCAGAAUGUCAAACUAUUUAACAACAUUUUUACUAAAAACGUGCUGCUAAUUUUUGGCCUCUGCUAACUUUUGGGCUAAAAAAUACAACUGUCAAGCUCAACCAAGGCUGGGUUUUUUAGUGGGUUUUUUUGUUUGUUUUUAAGUUUACAAGUUUUUUACCCGACAACAUUGAAGCUAUACAUCUGUCUCUUCUAGUUAACUGCUCCCAUCACAGGAACUGUCUGUGACUUGUGUUUUUCAGUAGUUCGACCCAGUCGUAAAUAGCUUCAGGAGGAGCACGCAGAAGUACCAAACACACACUUCAUAGUGACCCUAUGAGGCUUUGUGUCCGUUGUGGAGUCCACCAAUAGGGGAAAAAAAGCACCUUUCGUCGGUCUUCGGAUGAGCAGAGCAGACAAAGAGGCCAGUUGUCGGAGUACACGUGCAUUUAAUAGUGAAGGAAAAGCCAUGUGGCCUUUUUAUACAGUAUGUCUUCGCAUGAGGGUUUUAGGGUGAGCAGGGCAACAUAAACACAUGCAUGCUUCAUGUGCUACCACCUGGACCACAUUUUUGUACUGUAACCUGUAUUCUUGAAAUCCUCUCCCGUUGAUGGCUAUUUUGUCUCUUUUUUUUGGACUGUUUGAAACUUGACAAAUUGUCAAAAAGUUUUUUUUGUUUUUUUAUAUAUACAGAAAAUGUGAACGCUGUCGGUAACAUAACCUAAAAAGACAAUGAACACUCGGCUGUGAAGUGUAUUGUUUUACAAGCCCGGGCAUGGGCGGUGUACUGUUUGAAAAGACGGUUAACGGCAUGGUCUGUGCAAAUAUGUGGGUGUCUCGGAACUGACUACUCCUUUUGUUGUUGCCAUGGUCACCGCUGUCUAUCUUCAGCUCGGCACACAAUGCUGCGACGGGGAGCGGUUGGAGGGAUGUGUGAUGCACCGUCUCCAUCACAGCACCAUCAGAGGGGUGGAGGACUCAUGACGUAUGUGAAUACUAAUGUAAAAAUGCAGAAGCACAUUCUGUCUUUUUAUUAUUAUACAUGGAACAAUUCCUGAUUUCUUGUCAUAAUACCAGCUGAUAUUUUACAGUGAUUUAAAGAAGUGAGAAGACAAAACUCUUUUGUAAGAUUCUGUAUUUUUAAAAAUACUUAGCUGUUUUAUACAAACACUUUUCGUUGGAGAGUCGGGGUUGACUUUGGGAAUUUUCAGACCCUUUGGUCUCUUUGGACAUUUGGAUAAUUUGUUUGUACUUGUGUUUGAGCCUCACAUAUUCUGUCUGUAUUAUUUCCUCUUAAAAGUAUUUAUUUUAAGGAGCCAUCAUGUGAGUUUGAACAGAUGGCACAAAUGUUUUAAUAUGUUGAUUGAUGAGUGCUUGUCAAUUUCUUAAUUGAAAUAAAAUACCAUAUAUUAUA
Messenger RNA from Cottoperca gobio, 4237 nucleotides. It is a transcript of the gene traf4a, whose product is annotated as tnf receptor-associated factor 4a. The transcript is spliced from 7 exons. The record is from RefSeq and is a predicted model, not a curated record. Lineage: Eukaryota; Metazoa; Chordata; Actinopteri; Perciformes; Bovichtidae. Gene Ontology annotation, molecular function: zinc ion binding; ubiquitin protein ligase binding; tumor necrosis factor receptor binding. Gene Ontology annotation, cellular component: plasma membrane signaling receptor complex. Bases 405 to 1817 code for a protein of 470 amino acids. Gene Ontology annotation, biological process: activation of NF-kappaB-inducing kinase activity; regulation of canonical NF-kappaB signal transduction; positive regulation of JNK cascade.